Molecule: messenger RNA, 270 nt
Organism: Macrosiphum euphorbiae (potato aphid)
Lineage: Eukaryota; Metazoa; Arthropoda; Insecta; Hemiptera; Aphididae
Source: the annotation of a GenBank genome assembly
AUGCUUAAAUGGCUCAUAAAUGAUACCGAAGUAGUUAAGAAAGCAUUGCAUCAUAGUUUUUUAAUAAAUGAGAGCGAGAUCCUAGAGUUAGAUAGAAUUCAAACUUCUAUCUUAGAAGAAGAUUCAACAAUUACGUUUAAUUCAACCAUUUUUUUUAAACAAAGGAUGGAAGUUUUUGGAAAAAGCUGUCAAAAUGAAGAGAAAAGGGGAAAUAUGGAUAUGUCCCAAGUGCAACCUAGACAUUGGUUCCAAAAACUCCAUUUUAUGUGA